AUAAUAAUAUAUAAUAGUUUUAUAUAAUCUGUGGUAGUAUAGUCUAUAACACAUAGAUAACUAUCUCGUUUCCAGUCCCGUUUCUUGUUCUGUGAUUUAUCUUAGUCCGUGUCACUGACUACUGUCUAUAGUGUCUACCCAAGUCUGCUUUCGGGCGGCACACCGAAGUGCCUUUUCCAAUAAUUCGAAUAGGUACUAUCGAAUAAAUCGAAACCAUCGAAUAGUUCAAAAAGACCUAAAGAUYAAUAUUAGAUUUGACUGAAUAUUUUUACUUUUUAGUACAUCAUUCGGUCACUCGACAGAUUCGUUCAUUAAGUUCAUUUUGAUUGAUACAUUCGCGACCGUCGUAACUCUACUUGUCAAUUUUUUCAUUAAUAUUGUCAAUAUGGUCGCCGCUUCAGAAGAGUCCAUCAAUCGUAUAGGAACAGUAUUAGCUAACACAAAGUUACCGAUGAAAGAACGCUUCAGAGCGCUAUUUACGCUUAAAAACUUGGGCGGAAAUAUAGCCAUUGAAAAUAUAGCAAAGUGUUUCAAUGAUGAUUCGUGUUUGCUAAAGCAUGAAUUGGCAUACUGCUUAGGACAAAUGAGAGACGAAUAUGCUAUUCCUUAUUUAAUCGAAGUACUUAAAGAUGUCAAACAAGAGCCUAUGGUUCGACAUGAAGCAGCUGAAGCACUGGGAGCAAUUGGUAAAGAAAAUGUUAUACCAAUUUUGGAAGAAUAUAAAAAUGACCCUGUGGUAGAACUAGCUGAAACCUGUCAAUUGGCUUUAGGACGACUUUUACUGCCUACAAAUGAAGCAAAUAUAGAAAAUAUUUAUGGAUCUGUGGAUCCAGCACCUCCUUCAGAGAUUAAAAGCAUAGAAGAACUUGAACAAAUUCUUACUGAUGAAAAUGAAAACCUCUUCAAUAGGUAUAAAGCGAUGUUUUCACUACGAGACAUUGCUUCACCUGAAAGUAUUACUAUUCUUUCUAAAGCGUUAUCGUGUGGAAGUGCGUUGUUUAAACAUGAAAUAGCAUUUGUUUUGGGACAAUUACAAUCACCACUUAGUGUACCAUACCUAAAAGAAUCAUUAAUAGAUGAAAAUCAAAAUGAUAUGGUCAGGCAUGAGUGCGCAGAAGCAUUAGGUGCAAUUGCUACAGAUGACUGCUAUGAUAUAUUAAAACAAUAUGUAAAUGAUCAGAAGGUUGUCGUCAAAGAAAGUUGUGAAGUUGCAUUAGAUAUGUGUGAAUAUGAAAACUGUACCGAUUUUCAAUAUGCUGAUACACUUGAAAAAGUUACUCUAUAAGGUAGUUAUUAUUUGUGUUAAAUUUUGAAUUUACAAUAAUGAUAAUAAAAAUGCAAAGUUAAAU
Messenger RNA from Diuraphis noxia (Russian wheat aphid), 1349 nucleotides. It is a transcript of the gene nero, whose product is annotated as deoxyhypusine hydroxylase nero. Gene Ontology annotation, molecular function: deoxyhypusine monooxygenase activity. Lineage: Eukaryota; Metazoa; Arthropoda; Insecta; Hemiptera; Aphididae. Gene Ontology annotation, biological process: peptidyl-hypusine biosynthetic process. The record is from RefSeq and is a predicted model, not a curated record.